Messenger RNA from Perca flavescens (yellow perch), 531 nucleotides. Its product is annotated as receptor-interacting serine/threonine-protein kinase 3-like. Bases 1 to 531 code for a protein of 176 amino acids. Lineage: Eukaryota; Metazoa; Chordata; Actinopteri; Perciformes; Percidae. The transcript is spliced from 4 exons. Gene Ontology annotation, molecular function: JUN kinase kinase kinase activity; ATP binding. Gene Ontology annotation, biological process: protein phosphorylation. The record is from RefSeq and is a predicted model, not a curated record.
AUGGCACAGUUUGUUAAAGACUCUGAACAGUUUGUUGAAGACUCCAGCCUGGGGGACUGGAAGGUGAUUGGAAGAGGGGGUUUUGGACAAAUCUUUAAAGCCAGGCAUCAUCAGUGGGGCUUUGACGUGGCCGUUAAACUGCUUCUUAAGGACGAGGGGAACGAGAAGUCUUUGCUGCGUGAGAUCAAGAUGAUGCGUCAAGCCACCUGCCAGCAUGUUAUGGCCGUCCGAGGGAUCUUCAUGGGUCGAACACCCUCCUCUGGUGGGUCAACACAGCUUGGUGUUGUCAUGGAUCUCAUGGAGAGAGGAUCACUGGCCUCCCUAUUGGCAGCAUUGAGGGGACCUCCACCCUGGCCGCUGGUCUUCAGACUGGCUCACCAAGUGGCUCUGGGUAUAAACUUCCUCCACAGUCUGCCCCGUCCCGUGCUCCACCAGGACCUGAAGCCCCAAAACGUGCUGCUGGACGAUGCUCUUAAUGCCAAGACAUUCCCAGUUCACCCGCACUACCCGUUUGUCAAGGUCUUUGUCUAA